This is a messenger RNA of Knipowitschia caucasica, 1989 nucleotides long. The record is from the annotation of a GenBank genome assembly. NCBI's taxonomy places the organism in Eukaryota, Metazoa, Chordata, Actinopteri, Gobiiformes, Gobiidae.
AUGGAAGGCGGGUCGUUCCGGCGUUCAUGGGCCACUCAGUCUCUCCGGGUCACGGCCAAAGAGCUCUCUCUGAGCGGCAAAGGGAAGAGCAGCGCCAUCGCCCAACGUUUCUCCAAGUAUCAAAAAGCUGCAGAGGAAACCGCAGACAAGAAGAAGGCUACCUUCGAUGGCUCGUCCUCUCUGCGCUCCGGGAAUCUGAGUGCUCUGAUGAAGCGCUGGGAGCAGGGAGGGACCAGCACCAGGGCCCCAGCGGCGUCCAGACCUACAGCCAUCCCAGAGAACCCUCCAUCCAGGUCCCAGGACACGAUUGCCCCUAGGACCACCGGAGGCACCAGCACCAGGGCUCCGGCGGCGUCCAGACCUCCAGCCAUCCCAGAGAACCCACCACCAUCCAACACUAGGAUACAGGACAAGUCUGCCACCAGGACUCCCAAGACCCCAGACACGACCGGUCUGAUCCAGGACCAGCCCAAGGCCCUCAUCACGCGACAGAACUCCUCCUCAGCUGAAGCCAAACCAAAGAACGAGGAGCAGCGACCUGAGAAGCUGACGAUGGAGCGCGUCAAGAGGACAAUCAGCGAGGACCAGUCGGAAGACCAGGUCCCCCUCAGCCCCCGGUCGGCCUACGAGAAACCCAGAGUGCCCCUGACCAGCCUCAAGAUGAAGUUUGAGAGAGCUGAGGAGCCGGCGGCCAAGGCCGGCCGCUCCGCUCUGCGCAGCUCUUCCUCCGAUGACAUGAACCACAGCGGGGACUCCUCUAAUCUGAGGGAGAAGAUGGCCAAGUACCAAGCAGCCGUCUCCAAACAAGGACCAAAGCAAACGGGCUCGUCCACAGAAACCGCAGCGGCUCCGAAAACAUCUGCUCCAAAGCUCCACCCGAACUCUGAAUGCAACGGGGGAAAGAUCAACGGUGAUGUGAGUGAGGCUCCUAAAGCUGCCAAAUUCUGCGCCCCGACCCGCGAGACGUGCUACGCCUGUGUGAAGACGGUGUACCCUCUGGAGCGCCUCGCCGUCCUGCACAACGUCUACCACAAGAGCUGCUUCAGAUGUGUGCACUGCAACGCCUGCCUCAGUCUCGGGAACUACGCAUCUCUGCACGGAAACGUCUACUGCAAGCCACACUUCAACCAGCUCUUCAAGGCCAAAGGGAACUACGACGAGGGCUUCGGACACCGGCCCCAUAAGGAGUUGUGGGAGCCCAAAGCAGAGGACGAGAAGGAAGACGAGAAAGAAUCCCAGAAGGAGGCCCCGAAGGAGGCCAAAUCAGCGCAGGCCGACACUUCAAAACCAGCCGCCAGUUCAAUAACCGAGACUUCAAAAUCGUCGGUCAAUCAUGAAAUGUCAACCCAAGACCCCAGCCCAGCUGUGGAGGAGGCUCCCAUCGCCAAAGUCACAGACCUAACUCAACAAUUGGAGAAAAAGCCUCAAGAAAAGACGUCAGAAAAGCCAAUCCCGAGCCGCAGAUUGCACGUCGCCUGGCCUCCCCAGGGAGAAGGUGACGGCUCCAACCCUGUGAAGGAGGAUGGGGUUUCGCUGGGCAAGAAUUUCAAGAAAUGGCCGCCAGAAGACGAGCCGAUUUCGUCUUUCCAGAGCACGGAACGAGCAGAGCUGAAGAGCCUACGCAGGAGUUCCUCGCUGAAGGAGCGCAGCCGGCCAUUUACCCUCAUGAAAAGCUCAGAAUCAGCUUCAGGAGCGAGUUUGAGGCAGCCGCGGCGACCGCUCAAGACCCUGCAGGAGUGGAGGGCAUCGCUGGAGGAGAGGCAGUCUGAGGAAGUGGAGGAGGGCAAGAAGAGGGAGGAGAAAGCAGACGAGGGAUUGGAGACGGUGGUGGAGAAGCAGGAGGAGAAGAAGAAGGUCGAAGUGGAGGUUUCCCAAAGCCAGGAGGAGGUUUCCCAAAGCCAGGAGGAGGAGCCGGAGCUGAGUGCAGAGGACAUCAUCAAGAGGAACCGCUGCUACGACGACGAGUACGAGGACGACGACAUGGUUUAA